Molecule: messenger RNA, 2490 nt
Organism: Trypanosoma theileri
Lineage: Eukaryota; Euglenozoa; Kinetoplastea; Trypanosomatida; Trypanosomatidae
Exons: 1
Coding region: 1-2490 (829 amino acids)
Source: RefSeq, a predicted model, not a curated record
AUGAGUUGGUUGGUGGCUUUAGAAAACGUCUGCCAGCGAGCAGCGGCUCGUGCCUCUCAACGAACUUCACUUUCUUCUUCUUCUGUUGUUGUUGUGGCGGGCCGAUUAGCACCACCACCAGCAGCAGCAGCAGCAGUGAAUAGAACUCCUGCGGAAGUUGCGCAGCAGGCAAGUAGAGUUGUAAACUCCAUCAAAGAGAGAAGAGAAAAGGAGAAGGAAAAAGUUGGAGAAGUGGAAAUGAAGAUGAGUUCCUCCACGGCGGCUUUACAUCAUAUAAGUGAUACAUGGAGUGGGGCACUGCAAGUAAUUCAAUUCUCUCAACUCGAUAUAAGUACUAGUAUUGAGCAGCGGAUGUAUGAACUUCCACUUUCAUUGGCAGCGGAGAGUGUGGCUAUUCUCUUAAAGGCGGGAAAAGGCACUACGGCUGUGGAUCUCUUACACUCUUGGCAACAUCCCACCAGACGUAUUCAAUUAAAAUCUAAAGUUAUUGCCACUCGUCAUUUACAACGUGCACUCAAGACACUUGGUGUUAUUGGAGAUGUGGAGACUCUACGCAGUGUAAUCUCUAUACUCCACAGAGAGUUGUUAGAGCAGAAACGUCAAUUAGAUCAACAAGGAGAAAAGACUCCAAUAUCAAUAUCAAUAUCAACAUCAUCAUCAUCAUCAUCAACAGUAAGAGAAGGAGAAGGAGGAAAAUUAGGAUCUAGUGAGAAUUCUACAGUAGAGACAUGUACAGAGCGACGAGGUCUCUUCUCCGCCCUUGGACCACAACGAACACGACUACUACUAGUAAAGGCAGUACAUGAAUUGAUUAUUCAGGAUGAAUCUCUAGUUCCAGUGUAUGAAAAGCUUACGUGGAUUAAUGCAGUGACAAUAGCAACAAUGAGAACAAUGGAAGGAAAACAAACAUCAUGUCUUAUUCCAUUUGAAUUGCAGGAUGACUUUCAUCGCGUAGUGGAGCGGAGUCCAUUAUAUAAUGCUCAAUUAUUACAACAAAUAGGGCCAGCCUUUGCGUGUGGGUUUAGACAACCAACACAAUGUAGUCCAGCAGAGAUUCUUAGUACUCCACGUAGUGAGAUGAGACGUAUAUAUACACAGAAAGCAUUCCUAUCAUCAAAGGAUGAAUGGACAGAAUUACAACAACUCUUAUUAUCACACUCACCAUGUAUUCGACAUGCCUGUGAUACUACACUUCUACUUCGUCUACUCUGUGGACGACAAGUACGAAAAGGAGAUAUGCAUCUAUCAAAGAAUAAAGAUAAAGAAGAAGAAGAACAGAGAAAACGAUUACGUCAAUAUUUUAUUACACAACUUCAAUCAUCCCGUUCUUCUGCAAGACGUAUGUGGAGUCGUAUGUUAUUACGACAUCCUCCACUUCUCUCUCAAUUACAUCUUUCACCAUUAAUGAUCUUCUCCACAUGUGCCUUGACGUUUCGAAGUUUUCAUGUACACCAGACAUUUGUGCGUUGUUGUUUACCAUUACUACGGCGAUUACGGCGUAUGGGCCGUAGUGUAGAUGCGGCCCGACUGGUGUGGAAUCAUCUCUCUGUUGUCCACUACACACUUGCGGUUCUCUUUUCACAAAACCCGCGUGCCUUUGAAAAUGCCGUCGCUGUUGUGAGCCGCACAAUGCGAGAAGGUGUUGGCGGACGAUGUGAGGCGUGGAUGGGACACCGUUCCCUCGCCCUCCUACGUGCAGCCGCAGCCAUACCAACAACAACAAUAUCAACAGGGAUAUCAACAGGGAUAACUAAAAGUAAAAGAAAAGGAAAAGGAAAAGGCAGUAGAAGUAGUAAUAGUAAUAAUAGUGUACCAUCGAGUAUUGUGACACCUGCCCAUUGUAUUCCUAUCUGUGCGGCGGCUCUUGACUGUGGAGUCCAUUUUGCCACCGUGCAGCAAUUUGUAAAGGAGAUGUUUCCCAAUGAUGACAAUAUAUCUACAUGGAUUCUCAAUAUGGUGCGACUCACAGCAAAGAGUCAUGUCUCUCGUGUGUGUAUUCCACUAGAGAGUGCCUCGCAUGGGGCACAUUUGCGUAGUUUACUGCGGCAGUAUGCAUAUGUGAGUAAUGCCGUUGGUUCUUCCGCUCUAGUGGAAGUAUGUGUACCUUCACGUAAUAAACUACUGGCAUUCUGGAGUAUGUUGAAUGAUGAUAAGAUAAGUAUCCCACUACGUCGUCUCAUCUGUAGAUUCUUUCUAGAUGAAAUUAAUCACAUGGCAACAACAACAAGAAGGUCAAUGCAUGGAAAAGUUUCCUCUGUACAAGAAGUAUUGCAUGAACUCUAUCGGGAAGAAGUUCUCGCCUCUAUUGCCUCCAACUGCACAACAGAGAGUUCAUUUAUAAUUUGCAUGGAUGCACUUAUCGCACAACGUCGUUUGCGAAAUGCACAAGACGGUGCGCAAUUAUUGCAAUUAAGUGAGAUGAACGAUAAUACAAACAUUGAUAGUACUAGUGGUGGUGGUGGUGGUGCCUUAUUUAGUGUGAGUGGGUGA